Molecule: messenger RNA, 2538 nt
Organism: Parnassius apollo (apollo)
Lineage: Eukaryota; Metazoa; Arthropoda; Insecta; Lepidoptera; Papilionidae
Source: the annotation of a GenBank genome assembly
AUGGAUAAAAAGAUAGUGCGCAAAGGGCCGCUGCCUGGGGGUCGCCGGGGCGCGUCUGGAGCUGGCGCUGGACGCGGCAGCAUGCGGGCCGCCAGCCGAGCGCGAGGAGCUGCACGGUCACCUACCAGCCCUCCGCAUCCAUCAUCCCCACCAGAAGGCUUGGUGUCGGCUGGGUCUUCUCGGACUCAGCAAGCGGCACCCGCCGCUGGUGGAGCACGUCGCAUGCGUUGGUCACAAGAAAUGAAUGCAAACGCACUGCGGGCGUACUUUAGGGCAAAAGGGGAAGAAACUGGAUGUUUGGCGUAUCGGACUAGGAUGCAUCGUCUUUUUGCUGAGCUGGAGCCAUCUUUAACCGUCACAGAGCAAAACCUGGCAGACCGAGUUCGGUAUAUCUUGCGCUCAAAUAUAUUUGAUGUCGCCGAACUCGAACGGCUACGACGUGAGGCUGUUCCCUCGUCGGAUGAGAAUGCUACGGCUGAGGAUGCGGCGCCACAAAUGGUAGAGCAACCCGCAAACGUGGAUGUCGCCGUGAAUACCCCAGUUGUGGUUGAUUCAAACGAUGAUGGAACAGUCGCCCAGGAACUGGAAUUAGAGCAUAUGAGGAGUAUAUUGGAAGAGGCGAUUGUGGAAACGCGCAGUACGCCUCUCGAAAAUCGACCGCGACUUCCCCGCAUAGCCCUAAGCAAGCGGAAUCGGGCUGUCGUGAGGGCUCUGAACCCAAAGCUGGUUACCUAUUUGGAAGCCAGCCGGGACCUUUGCGAGACGCACUCAAUUCUUUUUGGCGCCGCGCUGGCAGUCUGCCGUAUCAUAGGCGCCAAGGUUUCCACGGCUGGACGCGCUACUGGCCAUAGUAGCGCUAUCCCAGCAUGGAGAAGAAGAAUUGAGGAACGUAUCGCAAAGGCUAGAGCUCUCAUCGGCAGACUGAUAUGCUUCAGAUCAGGCAACAACAGGCCAAGAAUUGUGCGCACCGUCAGGAUGGCGUUUGCUGGGACAAAUGUCAGUUUGUCCCAGCCGGAUAUAACGCAAAAACUGACGGAGCGCAUAGAUGAUCUGAAGCAGAGAAUCGCUGCUUGGGGAAAGCGGAUUCGGCGAUAUACCGAGAGGUCGACACGGUUCAACCAGAAUCGUCUCUUCCAGAGUGAUCAGAAGAGGCUCUAUGAAUCAUUGGAGCGACCAAUGGUAAGUGGAACGGGUCCAGCACCGAAUCAGGCCGACACUGUAGCAUUCUGGCGCGGCCUGUGGUCAGAGCCCGUAAACCAUAGCGAGGGCCCUUGGACGGAAGUUGUGGCGAGUCAGUGUGCGGGUAUUACGCUCAUGGACCCCGUCAUCAUAACGCCGGAUGACGUAGCUGAGGCGGUCCGUAGGGCCCCGAACUGGAAAAGUCCGGGGCUUGACGGGCUGCAUCACUACUGGCUGAAGGGGUUCAUGGUGUGUCACUCUGUGCUCGCCCGACAGUUUCAAGAGGCUCUCAACCAGAAGUCGCUCCCAAGCCUCUUCACUACUGGGAUCACUCAUUUGGUUCCUAAAGACCAGGUUAUGGAUCGAAUAACAUUCAAAGUCAACGGUGCUGUAUGUACAGUUGGAUGUGAGGUGAGCACAGAUGUUACACUACUGGAUUAUCUGCGUAGCUACCUUCGUUUAACCGGCACCAAGUAUAUGUGUCGUGAAGCUGGUUGCGGAGCCUGCAUCAUCACAGCUGUUCAAAACAAGGAUACCGCCCCCACUGCAGUAAAUUCAUGCAUGGUGCUCGUAACAUCGUGUCAUGGUUGGGAUAUAACGACUGUAGAAGGAAUUGGAAAUCGCCUUACUGGAUAUAAUAAAAUACAGACUACACUCGCGGAAUACAAUGGAACUCAAUGUGGUUACUGCACCCCGGGAUGGGUCAUGGCAAUGCACAGUUUACUUCAAAGCAAAAAAAAUCUUACUAUGCUUGAGAUUGAACAAUCGUUUGGCAGUAAUAUCUGCCGAUGUACAGGAUAUAGACCAAUCCUAGAUGCUUUUAAAAAGUUUGCCGUGGACGCUCCUGACUCUGAUAGAAUAACUGAUAUAGAAGAUCUACAUAUAUGUAAGGGUAAAGAUGGAGGAUGCAAGAAAAAUAACUGCGAGGACUAUGAUUGGUGUAUGGUGUUAAAAGAAGAAGUUGAACAAUUGCCAAUCAUAUACAUCAGGUUAAUAGAUGGUAGAGAUUGGUACAAAGUAUUUGAUUUGAGGAACGUAUUUGAUAUAUUACAAGCUAGGGGUGAUGACUCAUAUAUGUUAGUUGCUGGUAAUACAGCUAAAGGAGUCUAUCCAAUGGACAAAUAUCCUCGAGUAUUGAUUGAUAUCACAGGAAUAUCUGAAUUAAAGGGCUUCUUGUUAGACCAAAACUUGAUUCUUCGUGCUGGAACAACUCUUUCUGAAGCUCUAAAUAUAUUUAAAUUGUUGUGUGCGGAAAAUUACUAUUUUAAAUAUUUAGAAAAAUUCUACAACCACAUAAAAAUGGUAGCUCAUAUUGCCGUAAGAAAUAUAGGGACAAUUGCUGGGAACCUAAUGAUAUAA